Orbicella faveolata is the source of this 2175-nucleotide messenger RNA. RefSeq names its product E3 ubiquitin-protein ligase TRIM71-like. Lineage: Eukaryota; Metazoa; Cnidaria; Anthozoa; Scleractinia; Merulinidae. The record is from RefSeq and is a predicted model, not a curated record.
AAAUGAUCCAAGCGGUUGAGUUUACCCAAAUUCUGGUUCAGAGAAGCUCAAGCUCAGAUAUCAUGCAAAGCAAGGAAACUCUCAAACACAGAUUUCAAGAGCUUCGUGACAUUGAAAUGCCGAAACACCACGAGACCUCAUUCAUCAAAUUCACCCCGGCUUCUGUGGAGGGCUUGAGACUGGGCGAUAUCGCAAUCGAGAGAGUUGAUGCAAGUCAAUGCACUUUGGAGGGACUGGAUCAAAUUCUUCAGGCUGGUGUAGCAGCAGAAUUGAUAUCAUGCCCCAGAACACCUGAGGGAGAGAUAAGUAACCUGCCUGAUCUUAAAAAUCAAAUUGACAUAGUCAUUGAACCUGCUGAAGACGUCACAAAUGUGAUUGUUAGCAAAAAGGCUGAAAAUGAUAAAUUCAAGGUGAAUUUUACACCAAAAGUGCCGGGUGCCUAUAACAUUGAAGUGAAGAUCAACGACGAUAAACUUCCAAACUGCCCUUUCACUACGCAAGUCAAAGAACGUGAACUUGGUGUAGUCGGUGAGUUGAACUUGAAGUUAUUUCAAGGAGAUGAGCUUAACAAUCUAUGUGGAAUUGCUGUAAAUACGACAGGGAAAAUUGCUAUAUCAGAUUUUACAGGACAUUGUGUUUAUAUCUUCGAUCAAGAAGGCAACUGUGUAAAAAAAAUUGGCAGCCAAGGACGAAAUGCCGAACAAUUUCACCAGCCAUGGGGCGUUACAUAUUUAAAUGAUAACGAGAUUCUGGUUGCGGAUCAAGGGAAUCAGAGAAUACAACAAGUAGAUGUCCAGACAGGAACUGUUGUAAAAAGCUUUGGAAAAUAUGGCGCAGCAAAAGGAGAGUUUUCCAACCCGGUUUAUGUUUGCCUGGAUGAACAUCACCGCAUUGUUGUAACCGAGUGGGGCAAUCAUAGGAUACAGGUCAUGACACAAGAGGGUGAGACUAUUACCAUGUUUGGAGACAGCGGCGCAGAGAAACUCAAUGAUCCCACAAGCUGCAUUCCUUACAAAAACAUGUUUCUUGUAGCUGAUAGAAACAAUAACUGUAUUAAAGUUUUCAAUCGGUCAGGAACUUUCUUAUACAAGUUUGGAAAACAAGGAAGUCAAGAUGGACAAUUUCAGUGGCCGCAUGGUAUGCUUCUAGACAGCUCCAAUAAUCUUCUUGUAUGUGAUGCGUGCAAUAACCGGGUUCAGCAGUUUUCUUUAGACGGUCGCUUCACAGGCAAAACUAUCACUGAUUUACCAAAUCCUGUUGGAAUAGCAACAGCGCCAGAUGGACGUAUUCUCGUGACUAGCUUUAAAACUAAGAAAGUCUACAUACUGAAGUAGAUAAUUUAUUUGUCAGUACGUGUAGUUUGUAACCAACCGCUCUCUCUGAUAUCAAUAGCACAACUGGCUGAUGCAUCUCUUAGUAUCUCCAUUCAAAUAUCUCAAUUUUCAUUCAUAUCCGUAAUGUUUCGUUGAUUUUUGGGGCGGUAUGAACUUUCCAGUCAUCCAGUCUGGUGGAAACUUUCUUUAUUCCUGAUCUUGUAUCUCGGUUUCACUCAAAAAACCAACAGGAUUUCCCUUGAUUUAAAGUUUGAGAUUUAAAUUGGUAUUUCUCGCUUCCAUUUGUUUCCACAAAUCAAGAUACUAAUAUCUUGCUAUUGCAAUGAAACCGGGCUGGCAAAACAUUGUACGAGGACAUAUUUAUGUGCUUUCUCUAAGCAAGAGGAAGUGUAAUAAUUUGAGUGAAAAUAUUUUUUUGUUGUUUUACAAUUUUAUUACGGAUGACGAAGCCCGGGGACGAAGCUUGUAGUUUUGUCCAUGAUUGUUCUUCCAAAUGCGUUACCCAGGCUCUGUUCAAAAAAAGAAACAAGAAAAACAAGAAAAAAAAAAAAAAGAAACGAAUUUGUUCCUAGCUUUUCAUUGGCGAGAAAAUAGUUUGUUCUUCGAAACAAACCUAGCAAGGGAGGCGGGGGAGGCUUCCUAGCUGCCGAAGCUUCCGGGUGUUUUUUUUUUUUAAUUUUUUUUUUCAGUUUCCAGAAACGUAUUGAAGAAGUUACUGGCGAGUGCCAGUAAUGCUGCUUUUUUUUAAAAAAUCUUGCCAAAUCUUAGACGGAUAAUUGAACUAAAGGUGGCUCCCUAUAGUUUUACGAUCGCACGCGCGCUGAGGAUGAAAGCUCAAGUA